AUGGACGACCGCUCUAUCUGCUCCUUCUACCUGAAAAUCGGCGCUUGUCGGCACGGUGAAAAGUGUGCACGAAAACAUAUCCAGCCUCAGGAGCUGAAAACGGUGCUUUUGGCAAACCUCUACCCCAACCCCAAGACAGACCGUAACAGUGAAAUAUCUGACUCAGAUAGCUCCAGCGCCGAGUCUUUCGAGCAUUUUUAUAUCGACGUUUAUAAGCGUCUAGCCCAGGCAGGCGAGAUCGAGUCGAUGCUUGUGUGUGAGAAUGAAAACUUCCAUCUUAGUGGAAAUGUCUAUGUGAGGUAUACCACGACCAAAGCAGCAUUACUGGCGGUCAUGCUGGUCAACCAGGAGUGGUUUGCGGGCAAACCAGUAUACUGUGAGUUGCUGCCGGUGCUGAGUUUCCACGAUGCCAAGUGCCGGUCUCAUGAUACGAACUCUUGUAAUAGAGGAGACAAUUGUAACUUUAUGCAUGUGAAGCCACUCAAUGCUGAGUUGGCCAGGAAGCUUCGGCUUGCUCAAGAUAAGAGUAUUGCGUUGAAAAGACUACGAGAAGUGUUUGAGGAUGAGGCCUGGGGCGAAGAAUGGGCUGAACCUACGAAGGAGAAGUACGUGAGGAAUAAGAAACUGAAGGUGGAAUCUGCUGAUGGCGAGAAGAGCAGUGAAAACGAGGAAAAGAAGGAGAAUGGAGCUGAAAAGGAUGGUUCAGAAGGUACUCCAGAUGCUGAGGAGCCUAAAGAGGCUGCAGUGGAAGCUGUAUCGACCACAGAGGCAGUUGCACGGUUGUUUGCGUGA
Candidozyma haemuli is the source of this 792-nucleotide messenger RNA. RefSeq lists its product as uncharacterized. Gene Ontology annotation, molecular function: metal ion binding; pre-mRNA 3'-splice site binding. The coding region runs from base 1 to 792 and encodes 263 amino acids. NCBI's taxonomy places the organism in Eukaryota, Fungi, Ascomycota, Pichiomycetes, Serinales, Metschnikowiaceae. The record is from RefSeq and is a predicted model, not a curated record. Gene Ontology annotation, cellular component: spliceosomal complex; U2AF complex. Gene Ontology annotation, biological process: mRNA splicing, via spliceosome. The transcript has a single exon.